Messenger RNA from Cynara cardunculus var. scolymus (artichoke), 1274 nucleotides. Its product is annotated as L-lactate dehydrogenase A-like. The coding region runs from base 32 to 1081 and encodes 349 amino acids. The transcript has 2 exons. The record is from RefSeq and is a predicted model, not a curated record. Gene Ontology annotation, molecular function: L-lactate dehydrogenase (NAD+) activity. Gene Ontology annotation, biological process: carboxylic acid metabolic process. Gene Ontology annotation, cellular component: cytoplasm. NCBI's taxonomy places the organism in Eukaryota, Viridiplantae, Streptophyta, Magnoliopsida, Asterales, Asteraceae.
AUUUUCUUUUACUACAUAAAAAGAAAAAGAAAUGCAGAAAAGUGCUUCAUCUACAAAUCUUGGUCCAGGUGGCUUAGACAUAGCUCAAUCCUUCUUCAGACCCAUCCAUGGUGCAUCACCACCGCCACCCACCAGCCGCAACACCAAAAUCUCCGUCAUCGGGAUAGGAAACGUCGGUAUGGCCAUUGCUCAGACCAUCCUCACCCAAGACCUUGCCGACGAGCUCGCACUAGUCGACGUUAAUGCCGACAAGCUCCGCGGUGAGAUGCUCGACCUCCAGCAUGCCGCUGCAUUCCUCCCUCGCACCACCAUUUCCGCCUCCGUUGACUACUCCAGCACCGUUGGUUCUGAUCUUCUUAUCGUAACUGCCGGUGCGCGCCAGAUACCCGGAGAGUCUAGGCUAAAUUUGGUGCAGAGGAACUUGGCUCUAUUCUCCAAGAUAAUUCCUCCCUUGUCAGCCGGUUCGCCGGAGGCUAUUCUGCUGAUUGUGUCGAACCCGGUCGACGUGCUGACUUAUGUUGCCUGGAAACUAUCUGGGUUUCCGACGAAUCGGGUUAUUGGGUCAGGCACAAAUUUGGAUUCUUCCCGGUUCCGGUUUCUCAUUGCCGAUCAUCUUGAUGUCAAUGCUCAAGAUGUGCAGGCAUAUAUCAUGGGAGAGCAUGGAGACACGUCGGUGGCACUAUGGUCAAGCAUAAGCGUAGGAGGGGUGCCGAUACUUAGCUUCUUAGAGAGACAAGAAAUUGCUUAUGAAAAGCAAACACUUGAGAACAUCCACAAAGAAGUUGUUCAAGGGGCAUAUGAAGUAAUAGGUUUGAAGGGUUAUACGUCAUGGGCCAUUGGUUAUUCUGUCACUAACUUAGCUCGGACAAUAUUAAGGGAUCAACACAGGGUCCACCCCGUUUCGGUGCUAGCCAAAGGGCUGUAUGGCAUUGAUGGUGAAGUGUUUCUUAGCUUGCCAACUCAGUUAGGGAGGAGAGGGGUGCUGGGUGUGACGAAUUUACAUCUUACUGAAGAGGAGUCUCAACAACUCAAAGAAUCUGCCUUGGCCAUUAUGGAGGUGCAAAGCCAGUUGGGCAUUUGAACUUGAUAAGAUAUUAUUUUACAUACGUACAACGUUUUAUUUGAUGUAAUUGAAGUAUAAAGCUUGCAUACACCUAUAUUGUUUGUAUUUUUUUUUUUUAUGUUUUUCUACAAUAAACUACAAAAUAAAUUAUGUUUUGUAAUAAUCUUGUAUGGUUUUAUGUAUUUGUAAACUAUAACAUUAGAUAAAUGAA